CCCCACCUGGCCCCAGGAAAACGGCUGCAGGUGCCUGGGGCUACCGGGUGGUCGCCCUUGCUGGAGUGGAGCAUUGAAAGUCGGGGUGAAGCAGAUGGAGUGAGCCCUGGUUCAUUGGGUUCUAUUUUGAACCCAAAUUGGAUGAUGCUGGUAGGGCUGAGCCACUGACAGUCUGUGAAGAAGUCCCAUCUUCUCGUUGGCCAUCAGUGAGGUAAGAUGGAAGACUCUUACAAGGAUAGGACUUCCCUGAUGAAGGGGGCCAAGGACAUUGCCAGAGAGGUGAAGAAGCAAACAGUGAAGAAGGUGAACCAAGCAGUGGACCGGGCCCAGGAUGAAUACACCCAGAGGUCCUACAGUCGGUUCCAAGAUGAAGAAGACGAUGAUGACUAUUACCCACCUGGAGAAACCUACAAUGGCGAGGCCAAUGAUGACGAAGGCUCCAGCGAAGCUACUGAGGGCCAUGAUGAGGAGGAUGAGAUCUACGAAGGGGAGUAUCAGGGCAUCCCCAGUAUGAACCAAGGGAAAGACAGCAUAGUGUCAGUGGGACAACCCAAGGGGGACGAGUACAAGGACCGUCGAGAGCUGGAGUCAGAGAGGAGAGCUGAUGAGGAAGAGCUGGCCCAGCAGUAUGAGCUGAUAAUCCAAGAGUGUGGUCACGGGCGUUUCCAGUGGGCCCUGUUCUUUGUCUUGGGCAUGGCCCUCAUGGCGGAUGGUGUGGAGGUGUUUGUUGUGGGCUUUGUGUUACCCAGUGCCGAGACAGACUUAUGCAUACCAAAUUCAGGAUCUGGAUGGCUGGGCAGCAUAGUGUACCUCGGGAUGAUGGUGGGGGCAUUCUUCUGGGGAGGACUGGCAGACAAAGUGGGAAGGAAACAGUCUCUUCUGAUUUGCAUGUCUGUCAACGGAUUCUUUGCCUUCCUUUCUUCAUUUGUCCAAGGCUAUGGCUUCUUUCUCUUCUGUCGCUUACUUUCUGGAUUCGGGAUUGGAGGAGCCAUUCCCACUGUGUUCUCCUACUUUGCUGAAGUGCUGGCCCGGGAGAAGCGGGGUGAGCACCUGAGCUGGCUCUGCAUGUUCUGGAUGAUCGGCGGCAUCUACGCCUCUGCCAUGGCCUGGGCCAUCAUCCCACAUUAUGGGUGGAGCUUCAGCAUGGGCUCGGCCUACCAGUUUCACAGCUGGCGUGUCUUCGUCAUUGUCUGCGCGCUGCCCUGUGUCUCCUCUGUGGUAGCCCUCACCUUCAUGCCUGAAAGCCCCCGGUUCUUAUUGGAGGUUGGAAAACAUGACGAAGCUUGGAUGAUUCUGAAGUUAAUCCAUGACACCAACAUGAGAGCCCGGGGUCAGCCUGAGAAGGUCUUCACGGUAAACAAAAUCAAAACCCCUAAACAAAUAGAUGAGUUGAUUGAAAUUGAGAGUGAUACCGGAACAUGGUACAGGAGGUGCUUUGUUCGGAUCCGCACAGAACUGUACGGAAUUUGGUUGACUUUUAUGAGAUGUUUCAACUAUCCCGUCAGGGAAAAUACAAUUAAGCUUACCAUCGUUUGGUUCACCCUGUCCUUUGGGUACUAUGGAUUAUCAGUUUGGUUCCCUGAUGUCAUUAAACAUCUGCAGUCUGAUGAAUAUGCAUUGCUGACUAGAAAUGUGCAAAGAGAUAAAUAUGCAAAUUUCAGUAUUAACUUUACAAUGGAAAAUCAGAUUCACACUGGAAUGGAAUACGACAAUGGCAGAUUCCUAGGGGUCAAGUUCAAAUCUGUAACUUUCAAAGACUCAGUGUUUAAGUCCUGCACCUUUGAGGAUGUGACUUCAGUCAACACCUACUUCAAGAAUUGCACUUUUAUUGAUACUGUUUUUGACAACACAGAUUUUGAGCCAUAUAAAUUCAUUGACAGCGAAUUCCAAAAUUGCUCAUUUUUUCACAACAAAACGGGCUGCCAAAUUACCUUUGAUGAUGACUACAGUGCCUACUGGAUUUAUUUUGUCAACUUCCUGGGGACAUUGGCAGUGUUGCCAGGGAAUAUCGUGUCUGCUCUCCUGAUGGACAGAAUCGGGCGCUUAACGAUGCUAGGUGGCUCUAUGGUGCUCUCGGGGAUCAGCUGCUUCUUCCUUUGGUUCGGCACCAGUGAAUCCAUGAUGAUAGGCAUGCUAUGUCUGUACAAUGGAUUGACCAUCUCAGCCUGGAACUCUCUUGAUGUGGUCACUGUGGAACUGUACCCCACAGACCGGAGGGCAACAGGCUUCGGUUUCCUAAAUGCUCUAUGCAAAGCAGCAACUGUCCUGGGAAACUUAAUUUUCGGCUCCCUGGUUGGCAUCACCAAAGCAAUCCCCAUCCUGCUGGCUUCCACUGUGCUUGUGUGUGGAGGACUCGUGGGGCUGCGUCUGCCUGACACACGAACCCAGGUUCUGAUGUAAUGGGGAAAAAGCCAUCUUCGUGCGUUUCCUUCUCCUGUGAUACGUCAAUUCUCCUGACAAGGCUUCAGAUUUUUCAUAUAUAGAAAGGUGGUCAAGUAUUGGAACACAAACUCUUGCUGUGACUUAAUAUUUAGAAGCAUAACAUCUUGCCCCUUUAAUGUGAUUUUGCACAGUUUUGUUGUUGUUGUGGAUUUUUGUUUUUAUGCAUUGUUAUCUUUCCUGUGAUAUUACUGACUCAAAAAAAAAUCAGUGGGUGAAUUUCUAAAAUGUCCUAGUUGGUCAGGCUUCCCUGUGAUUCUGCUCACUCAUUGAAGGUUUAGAAUCCAAGAAAAUGACUGUGCUUGUAAGAAAUUGAUCCUGCUCCUAAUGCAACAUUAACAGGAAAUAUAAGUUGGCAUAUUAUUGCAUUUGUGCUGAGGAGAGGUUUUUCUUCUCUCUUUUUUUUUUUUUUUUAACAUACUGAUACUUCCUGUUUACUUAGAAAAGGACACCCAGCGAUUCUCGCUGUUACAGCAGAGCCUUUCAAAGAAAACCAUGUGCUACCAAACGGGGCUGGGUGGGGCAAGACAGUUAAGGUGACUGCUGACGAGAAAAACAAGGGUUCUGCAGUUUGCAGCAAAAAUCUGAGUGAGCUGCAUAAGCAAGAUUUCUGAUGGAAAUAUCAAUUAAACUUCUGAAAAAUAUGAGGAAAAGGGACCGCAAUAAUGUCUGUGAUCGUGGCAUGUAGUUCAGAAUGUUUGAAAAUCGAGAUCAGAGAGAGACAUUUUGCCUUCAUUUACCAUUUCCCUAACCCAGCCCUCCCAAGCUGCCAUGGCUCUUACCAGAUAGAUUCAAGGAUCAAAAGGCACUGCUGAAAAACCAUGUCUGCCUACCUGAUUCUGCCAUUUAUCCGAAUGCCUCUAAUCUAGAUAUUGUCAGUGAAUAACUAAAUUGUCAUAAAUUGUAAAUUAGGAAAAAAUUCACCACUAAGGUCAUUUGAAAAUGCAAAAUAGUACCUCUUUCUGUAUCUCUUUGCUGAGGGACAUUCCCACCCCAGCUCCCUUUAGGGAAAGUUGGCAUUUACCUGCCUAGCUGCCAUCACCAAAGCAGGUCCCAUCCCUCCAGCUUCCCCUGGGCUGGGGCACUCUGGUCUUCGUGUUCUUGGCCCUGUCUCUAGGAAGGAUCACAGCCCGGCUGCAUUCCUGAGGGGUUCUCUUGCAGACAAGGACAGCAUCUCCUGGUGGCUGUUUGCCUGUUUGUUUUACCUCUGGAAUCUGCCUGGGCUUGAAUACAAGAGGUCAAUAGGACAUUCCCACGGGCAAGCUGUCAGCUACAUGACCUUCUCUGGCUGACCCCUCCCCCAAGCUCAUCCAUUUUACACAUCUUCUUUGAAAUCUGAAGCCUCCUGGUAGACUCGCAGCCCUUGGCUAGCAGCCAGGAAUAAAUCCCAU
Messenger RNA from Sciurus carolinensis (gray squirrel), 3830 nucleotides. RefSeq names its product synaptic vesicle glycoprotein 2C (gene Sv2c). The transcript has 13 exons. Gene Ontology annotation, biological process: transmembrane transport; chemical synaptic transmission. Gene Ontology annotation, molecular function: transmembrane transporter activity. Bases 217 to 2400 code for a protein of 727 amino acids. Gene Ontology annotation, cellular component: membrane. The record is from RefSeq and is a predicted model, not a curated record. NCBI's taxonomy places the organism in Eukaryota, Metazoa, Chordata, Mammalia, Rodentia, Sciuridae.